UCUCGCUUCAGGCAUAUCAAGUUUUCGACAAGCCAAGCGCGUCCCUACUAGCGUAUGGCCAUUACGUCCUGCGUUAGAUGUUUGUAUCCAGGAUGUGUUGUGUAUUCCUACCGGCGUAUGGCCAUUACGUCCUGCGUUAGAUGUUUGUAUCCAGAAUACUUUGUGUAUACCUACUGGCGUACGGCCAUUUCGUCCUGCGUUAGAUGUAUGGAAACAGUCUCCAGGCAUGAUGUCCUUGAGUCAUACGUGCUCAAGGCCUUCCCCCUGCAUGCUGUUUUCCACUGGACGUUCCAACUUUUCAAAAUUUGGGUCGCAACGUGUACCUUCAGAUAAAAUUUCUGAAAUGGGUUUAUUUCUUCAUGCAUGCGAGGGUGAUAUGGUAUGCAAAUCAGUCAAUUCCAAAAUUCCAUAUUUUAAUGCUCCAAUUUAUUUAGAGAAUAAGAAUCAAAUAGGAAAAGUUGAUGAGAUCCUUGGACCAAUGAAUGAAGUAUAUUUUACAGUCAAAUUACAGGAAGGCAUAGUUGCAACAUCUUUUAAACUAAACGAUAAAGUAUAUAUUGGUGAAGAUAAGCUGUUGCCAUUAGAUAGAUUUUUGCCUAAGCCACCUGCUCCGAAAACUGCUACAAAGAAGAAAUUUGCAGGACGUGGAGGCGUGAAUAUGAGGGGAGGAAAUCAAAGAGGCGGACGUGGAGGAGGACGCGGAUAUGGAGGUGAACGUGGAGGAGGACGCGGAUAUGGAGGUGAACGUGGAGGUGGUCGUGGUCGUGGAGGUGGUCGUGGAGCACCUAGAGGAGGUCGAGGCGGUGGCUUUAAUCGAAGAAGUUUUCAUUCAUAA
This is a messenger RNA of Funneliformis geosporum, 835 nucleotides long. Lineage: Eukaryota; Fungi; Glomeromycota; Glomeromycetes; Glomerales; Glomeraceae. The record is from the annotation of a GenBank genome assembly.